AUGCCUCCUCGACUAGUCCCAUUCGUCGAAAUUAUAAUCAGACCCAAAGGCAAUAAACGAUCCCGGUCUUUAACCUGCCCAUCCCCAGAACCUAGUACAGCACCUCUACCAAGUCCAAGUCGGACGUCUCACAAAAGAAGAAAAGAUGAGCAACUUGCUGAGCGUCUCUGCGACGAUGAAGUGCAGUCGGAUCCUGCUUCUCGUACAUUGUCUCCAACAGUAUCGACGUUCGAUGAUGAUGCUCCUCCAGCUCUUCUAAAUUCACCGACCGUCUCUGAGUUUGACAGACUCUCGCCAGGCAUUACGGGCAUCGAUGAGGAUGAAGAGACUGGCAGUAAGCGAAGUCGUGUUUCAAGUUCCCCUCAUAACUACGGAGGACGAACGGUGGAGCAGGAGGCAGAAACCUACCAGUAUGAAGUUGAAGAGGACGAAAUAGAGGAGGAUGGAACCAUCUACGUUCUAGGAGAAACACCUGCAGGGGGCGACGAUGAUGACAUCCCUGUUCGGUUACUUACUGACUUUACCAUCUACGACCUCUCGACGCGCGAAGUCGUUUGUGUCGGAGAACUUCAACAGCUCGGGUUCACCAAAAGGCAAUAUGGGGCCUCCGGGAAAAUUAAGCCGUGGUUUAUACACGAUGGCGGUGACAUCUCAGAUGAAGAUGGUGAUGAGUUUGAUGAAGAUCUUGCCGAUGGGGAGGAUGUUCUACCCGCAGACCAAACCAAGUUGACAAAGAUAAUAGAAUUUAAUGUCUAUGACCUCUCCGAAAGGCGAGGAAAUAUUGACUCCAAAAUAUACAUCCGUACAUCAUAUGCCUGGUAUAUUCUUGGCUUUCCUUCCGCAACAUACGAGGACUUUUUUACUCCUUUUUGGAUACGCCACCAACUUGUGUAUCGUUUGGCGUCAGAAGCCAGGAAACAUAUUCAUAUGACGUACCAGUCUUUCAUUGAUACUCUUGGCGGUGUUUACACUUUGGACAAACAUCUGCCUAGUGCCAGCGACCUUCUUGGUCGAGAUCUCACACAGAGUGAUCUCGAAUUGCCAGAUAUUAAAGCAUACAUUAUUGCUAUACUCUUGGAACUUCAGGCAGAUUUUCAGAUUACUCGUGUCCCUUUGAUCCGCUCCAUUCUUGAUGGUGCUGUGGAGGAUGUGGGGCUCUCCCCCACGAAAAAAUCGAGGCGGAGAGUCAUGACAAAGAAUCGCAACCAGGAGAAUGAAGUUUUGAAGCACCGAGAGACAACAUUCCUAACACCCAUUGUCAGUCAAAUUGCCCAGCAUCUGUUUGAUGGGUCAUUGGUGGCAUCGGAUCCUAUAGAAGAAAUGGAGGUUGAUAAUCAAUCACUGAAGGUACACAAGACCCACCAUGAGAAUCCUCUGAAGAUAGUGUGGGGUCAGGCCUUGGGUCAGAAUGUAGAGUUUUUUGAAAACAUUACUGUGGAUGGUGUUCGGUAUCAGGUUGGUGAUGUUGUGAUGGUACAACCAGAGGGUGGGGAGAGAGCAAAACAUUCAUCAAGUCAGUCUACAGUUAACCAAUAUGGACAAAACUGGUGGUUUUGUUACAUAACUCAUUUCUUUGAACAUCAAAGCCAAAAGGGAAGAACAAAAAUGUUUCAUGGACAGUGGUUUGUUCAUGGAUCAGAAACAGUUCUCCAAGAAACUGCCCAUUCCAGAGCUCUAUUCUUAUUGAAUUCCUGCGACAGCAACCCUAUCAAUGCCAUAUACCAAAAAUGCAAUUUCAGGUUUCUUGAGCUUGGGGAACAAGAACCUUUUGAUGAUUUUGCAGUUGAUGCAAAUGAUUUUCAUUGCAGCUAUCUGUAUGAUGACGACCAUGCAAAAUUCACCCACAUACCAUCUGACUUCCUUGAUAAUUCACAUCAGUCUGAACCAUGCUUCUCCUGCCACGAGAAGCAAAAAGAGAAGAAUCAGCAAAAGCUUUAUCUCUUGGAGAAUGGGUUUACCCAGCAUGGGGUCAACUAUCAUAUCCAUGAUUUCACUUAUAUUCGACCUCAUGGCAAUGUCAGAGUGCUAAAUAUUGCCCAGAUCACCAAUACCAAAAAGGAUGGGGAUGAUCUGAGGGUCUCAGUCCAAUAUUUGGGAAGAUACAAGGAUGAUGAGCGCCAUUUAUACAUGACAAAUAAGAAAGAACAAAUCUCUUCAGAUAUGCUUGAAGGAGUUUGUUAUCUGCAAUAUCUGACAAAUGUGGAAGCCAUCGAAUGUUGGGUGUCACAUGAUGAUCACUUUUAUUUGAAUCAAGAACAGGAUGACCAUGGAAACCUUUCUUUACUUAACCCAGGAAAGUUCAGAUUCUGUCAAAUCUGUCAAGAUGGUCAGAAGCAAGUUAUCAAAGAUGGCAAGGGCUUUUCCCAACAAAAUAGCAAAUUGAUUGGAAUGGAGCUAUUUUCUGGUGCUGGUGGUUUAGGCUUGGGGAUAGACAUGUCUGGGUUUGUUGAAACCAAAUAUGCUGUUGAAUUUUCACCUUCAGCUGCCAAGACCUACAAGUGCAGGGAGACAUAUUUUUUGUGCAUCUUUUAUGCUUAUCUUUUUACCAGAACAAACAAUCCUGAUGUACUGGUUUAUAACCAAGAUUCAAGCACUCUUCUCCAGCAAGCAUUAGCAAAGGAUAAUGGCAAAAAUCCUCCUCCGUUACUCUCAAAGGAUGGAAAAACCCAUUGCCCAGAGAUGCCACAAAAAGGUUGUCAAGUUGACUUUAUUUUUGGAGGCCCUCCAUGUCAGUCAUUCAGUUUGGCAAAUCAUCAUCGUAAGAAGAACGAUAUCCGAUCCACGCUCCCAUGUAGCAUGCUCAGCUAUGUGGAGUAUUAUAACCCUGAUUAUUUUCUUCUUGAGAAUGUCAGAGGGUUGUUAAGCCACACACUUCAAGAUGGCCGAACAAAUACAGUUGUGCAGGCAGGUAUGGUCAAAUUCAUCUGUCGGACAUCACUUGCUUUGGGUUACCAAAUUCACUACAAGUUGCUUCAAGCAUCUCAUUAUGGUACUCCACAGGGUCGAUCUCGUGUAAUUUUCUGGGGUGCCAAACAAGGAUUAGUCCUUCCUCAAUUCCCAUUACCUUCCCAUGCAUUUGAAGGUAGAUUGGCGUGUCCCUCACUUCCAACUGGAGGCCAUAUACCUCCUCCGAGCAGAAGCAAAAUCUCAGGUGAUUACCAUCAAUACGCUCCAUUGAAGCCAAUAUUGGUGGAUGAUGCAAUCGGAGACUUGCCACCCUUUGAAUGGACCAACCCUCAUCAGGUGAUACCGAGAACCAGCUCCCAAAAGGAUAAACGGAGAUCACUGAAGACGCCUAUCCCUCAAUUCGAUGCUGUCUUGCUUCAGGGAAACAAAGGCACCAUAUUCAGUAAUCCUGGCUUUCCCGAGGGUGUUCCAUAUAUGUCUGGUCCUCAGAAUCGAUAUCAGAAGUGGCUACGUCAAGGAAUGGUAGACGAAGAAUCAGACACUGAAAGUGAGGUGCAAGACCACUUUACUAGCCGGUUCAGUGCUUUUUUGAUUGAAGCGUCUGUCACGGUACCACUGCGCCCCUACGCUGACCAUAAAGCCCUACCAACCGAACUACAGCCAACGUAUGCGAUGGCUGGACGAAAGCAAUGGAAGCAUUCAUUUUAUGGAAGAAUGGAUGGGGAUGGUCAAUUCAAAUGCACCAUGACGAGGGCGUCUCCAAACUUAAAGAAUAGCUGGCUUCUUCAUCCACAUCAAAAGCGGAUGAUCAGCAUUCGUGAAUGCGCCCGGUCGCAAGGCUUUCCAGAUGGUUUCAUCUUCGAGUCCUCCAAUGAACAUCCUCAAAGGGUCGUUGCUGAUAAAAUGCGACAAAUUGGCAAUGCUGUUGCUGUGCCAUUUGCCCUGGCACUGGGGAAAGAGCUCGGCACAUCUCUAAUCCAGCAGUGGAAGGAAAAGCAGAGGGUAGGCAGCAUUUCCUUGUAA
Molecule: messenger RNA, 3930 nt
Organism: Laccaria bicolor S238N-H82
Lineage: Eukaryota; Fungi; Basidiomycota; Agaricomycetes; Agaricales; Hydnangiaceae
Product: C5-DNA-methyltransferase
Exons: 21
Coding region: 1-3930 (1309 amino acids)
Cellular component (GO): nucleus
Molecular function (GO): methyltransferase activity; chromatin binding
Source: RefSeq, a predicted model, not a curated record